Molecule: messenger RNA, 2802 nt
Organism: Suillus subaureus
Lineage: Eukaryota; Fungi; Basidiomycota; Agaricomycetes; Boletales; Suillaceae
Product: atromentin synthetase
Exons: 7
Coding region: 1-2802 (933 amino acids)
Biological process (GO): biosynthetic process
Source: RefSeq, a predicted model, not a curated record
AUGGCACCCGUCGCAGUCGCCCCUAAUACAACCACUGAGUUCGUUACAAACCUCAAAACAUAUGUUGUCUCUCAACAACCCAACACUCUCCAUGAUGUCAUCGCUCAAGCCGUCGACCGCUAUCCGUUACAUGAGCUUGGUUUCAUAACCUCCUCGGCACAUGACUCCUCCAUUCAGACCAAGACUUUCAGCGCGCUCAACCAACAUGUUCGCAACCUUGCAUAUGCUAUGCAGGGGUGGGGCAAACCCACAGGCUCAGUCGUUGUCGUGUACCUGACGGAGCACGAAGAUAAUAUGGCUGCUGUAUGGGCAUGUCUUCUGGCUGGUUAUGUGCCCUGUUUACAGCCUGCACUUAGUGCACAACAGGCGCACAAGGAGGGCCAUGUCGCCCACAUCAAGAACUUAUUUGGAUCUGCUACUUGGUUGACCAACGAACUGGGCGCUGAGCAGAUCAGCUCUAUUUCUGGUCUGAAUAUUCACCUGCUCUCCGAAUUAAAGGCAUCGGCGGAGAAAUUUGCCGUCGCGCCUGACUGGGUUGUACACGAGGCCAAGCCAGACGAUGAGGCAAUCCUAUUCCUGACCUCGGGGUCAACUGGAUUCUCGAAGGUGGUCGUGCACACGCACCGUACGAUCCUUGCUGCAUGUCGUGCCAAGGGCCAAAGCUACGGCUUGACUUCCGAAUCUCGAGUCCUGAACUGGGUCGGAUUUGAUCACGUCGCAGGAUCGUUAGAAAUGCACAUCACACCUCUGUUAUAUGGUGCUUCGCAACUCCACGUGCAUGCAUCUGCUAUCCUUGCUGAUCCCCUUCGACUCUUCCGUCUGAUCGAUGAAAAGUCCAUCGAUUUGGCAUUUGCCCCGAAUUUUCUGCUCUCCAAGCUGACUCGUGAUCUGGAGAAGCGCACCGACCUCUUUGGGUGCUUCGAUCUAUCUUCAAUCAAGCGGAUCAACAGCGGAGGUGAAGCUGUUGUUUCCAGGACUGCAAAAGCGUUCGCUGCCAUUAUGAAAAAGUUUAACAAAAACUCCUCGUCCUUUGUGAUAUCCGCUGGAUUUGGAAUGACAGAAACUUGCGCCGGAUGUAUUUACAACCCUGUGGAUGUCCUCGCAACCGAGCCUGCUCACGAGUUCCUUGAUCUCGGGCGUCCCAUCAAUGGUUGCGAGAGGCGUAUCGUCGACCCCGCAGAUGGCGUCACCCUGCGCCCCGACGGGGAGAUUGGCGAGCUGCAGGUUCGCGGACCGAUGAUCUUCGUACGCUACUACAACAACAUCGAGGCCACGUCCUCCGGCUUUGUUGAAGGCGGCUGGUACCGCACUGGCGAUGUUGGCAUCAUCGAGAAUGGUGUCAUGCGUCUUCGCGGUCGUAUCAAGGAUACCCUCAUUGUUCAUGGUGUCUCAUAUGGUAUCACUGAGCUCGAAACCUACCUACAGACCGCUGACGGGGUCAUGCACUCAUUCCUCGCUGCUGGCCAGGAUACUGAAGGUUUCAUUAUUUUCUACUCGCCAACUUUCGACCUUGAUGGAACAGAUGCCUCUAUCAAGCUCCUCGCCACGCACCAGGCUCUGCGGGAUAUCUCUAUGGAGAAGACCACUCUCGGUAAACUGUCUCGUGCGCGUCUGAUCAGUCUCUUCACAAAAGGACAGUUUGCGAAGCACAUCGUCCGCUCCGAGGAGCUUCUCAGUGAGGCACGGGACGCUACGUUCGUCGCCCCGUCGACCGAGACGGAAAAGGCGCUUGCCAAAAUAUGUGCUAGUAUCUUCAACAUGGCGGAAAGCGAGAUGUCGGCAAGCUACAACUUCUUCGAACUCGGCGGUACUUCUAUUGAUGUCAUCAGGCCAGUAUACCUGCUCAAGCGUGAGGGAGAAGCACAUUUCGGCCUGCCUGAAAUCCCCAGUAUCGAAAUCCUCAAGCACCCCGUCAUCUCGAGCCUCGCUAACUAUGUUAACGCCCUGCUCUCUAAGGAUAACCAGACUGAGGAGUACGACCCCAUCGUUCCCCUCCAACUGACCGGAAACAAAACGCCAAUCUUCUUCGUUCACCCUGGGGUUGGAGAGGUUCUCAUUUUCGUCAACCUUGCCAAAUACUUCCAGAACGAGCGUCCCUUCUACGCUCUCCGCGCUCGUGGUUUUGUGCCCGGCCACCCCUUCUUCACCUCCAUGGACGAGAUGGUGUCUUGCUAUGCUGCAGCAGUCAAGAGGACCCAAGCGACAGGGCCAUAUGCCAUUGCGGGCUACAGUUAUGGUGGUGUUGUCGCGUUUGAGGUUGCCAAGCGGAUCGAGGCCAUGGGUGACGAAGUCAAGUUCGUCGGUCUCAUCAACAUCCCUCCUCAUAUCGCCGACCGCAUGCACGAGAUUGACUGGACAGGCGGCAUGCUCAACUUGUCGUACUUCCUCGGUCUCGUGUCGAAGCAUGAUGCUAAUGAUCUCGCGCCUGCUCUAAGACAGAUGACGAGGAAGGAGCAGGUUGAGGUGGUGUGGAAGCUGUCUCCCCCUGAACGUCUCGUCGAGCUCCAACUGACGGCUGAGAAGCUCAACCACUGGGUGGACAUCGCUGGGUCCCUGAUCGAGUGCGGAAAAGACUACAACCCAUCAGGCUCAGUUUCUGCAGUCGACGUUUUCUAUGCUAUUCCUCUCCGUGGCAGCAAAUCAGACUGGCUCAACAACCAGCUCAAGUUAUGGUCUAGCUUCAGCCGCGGCGAGCCGUCAUAUACCGACGUGCCUGGGCAACACUACACGCUCAUGGACUUGGAUCACGCCCCCCAAUUCCAGAAGAUCUUCCGCAGUCGUCUCGAGGCUCGUGGACUGUAA